This is a messenger RNA of Schistocerca serialis cubense, 600 nucleotides long. RefSeq lists its product as uncharacterized. The record is from RefSeq and is a predicted model, not a curated record. The transcript is spliced from 6 exons. Lineage: Eukaryota; Metazoa; Arthropoda; Insecta; Orthoptera; Acrididae. Bases 1 to 504 code for a protein of 167 amino acids.
AUGACUUUUGUCAUCUCAGUGUGGCGCGUUAGCGCGGGCGUCGGUUCGAGCCCCGGCCGUCGCGCGUGCUCCGUGCGCUCGGCGCGGCGCGGCGCCGCUGCGCCCCUCCCCGGCCGCGGCUGCCGAUGGCGGGCAUUUUUUGUGGCGGCGCGUCAGUCAUGCCGGCGCUACCUGGCGCCAGCAGCCGCGCCCCAGUGGAGCGUCCCGGCCGUCUGCGCCUCCUCUCCGCAGCCGCGGCCCGGCGCGACUCUUCUCAAAGUUGGCGGGAGGCAGUUCAGGAAGCAGUUCCCAGAAGCUGCAGUGAGCACGCCAGCCUGUUCAGCGGUGUUGGAGGGGCACUGGACAUGCUGUGCGCUUACCAAGCAACGAUGUUCGUCUGGAUACCACAUAUUUACCGUAGCCGAAGCUGAAGAAGAUACGAAUCGAAAACUAUUGUCAUAUUGCAAUGGACUCUUUUACAGCCAGAUGUUCAGCGCACUGACAGCUAGACGCAUGGUGGCCUAAUGCCCGACUUCCAGUUAACUGCAGGGCUAUUAAAAAUUGGUAAGGUAUUGAAGAGAGUGACAGUGACUUUCGGUGGAUAGUGUCCCUGCUAUUGGU